Messenger RNA from Mycena citricolor, 579 nucleotides. The record is from the annotation of a GenBank genome assembly. NCBI's taxonomy places the organism in Eukaryota, Fungi, Basidiomycota, Agaricomycetes, Agaricales, Mycenaceae.
AUGCACCGAAUGGUUCAAGAAGCGCGUCUGGUAGCCAGCCUAUCAUCGGCGAAGCAGUACUGGCGACUGCUCCCCAAGGUGUUCUUCGUGAAUGGGGUGGUCGCUGAGGAGAAGGUAGUCCGCUUUGCCCUCUCCUACAUGUCCAAGGACUCGGCGGCCUCCUGGUCUGAGCGCAUGUCCGAGCGCACCCCGUUCCCGUUCCCCACUUGGGCUCUGUUUGUCACUGAGUUCAAGCUCCGAUUUGUCGAGGAGAACGAGCAAGACCACACCUUGGCGCAACUGGAAACCCAUCAGUAUUAUAUGGGCUCCCGCAACAUAUUCAAGUACAUGGACGAGUACGACGACCUCCUUGACCUCGCUGGUUAUACCGACAACUUGGUCAAGGUGACCAAAUAUAGGACGGGCUUGGACCCGAGGAUCAACCAAGCCAUCACCACCUCUACGCCGAGUGGCGUGUCCGUGCGUUCCGGCAGUACAAUGCGGAACUCGCUGCCAGAGCUUCUCGAGGCCACACAGCGCCUCCUUCUCGGGCGCCUGCUGUUGCCCCCCAUCCUCAUGCCCCGGUGCUCCCUGCUGUAG